Mugil cephalus (flathead mullet) is the source of this 1008-nucleotide messenger RNA. RefSeq names its product transmembrane protein 238-like. The coding region runs from base 137 to 700 and encodes 187 amino acids. The record is from RefSeq and is a predicted model, not a curated record. The transcript is spliced from 2 exons. NCBI's taxonomy places the organism in Eukaryota, Metazoa, Chordata, Actinopteri, Mugiliformes, Mugilidae.
ACGUGGAAUGAGGGCGGCGCCUACGCACAGGUGAACACCACACAGGUGCACGGUGUGGGGAAAUGUGCGUCCUGAAAAACAAGUUUAGCAGUUCGGCGCCGUUACUCCGGCUCUCGUGUCCCGUCUCUGCUCCGGCAUGGCCCACAGCUGCCUGGGGAACUGCGCACCGUUAUUUUUCCUCGCCGUGGCUUUUGACGGCGCCGGUCUCGUUGUGCUCCUCGUCGGGAUUUUCGGCAACCUGAACGUGGACGGACGAUUCUAUGGGGAUUUCCUCAUCUUCACGGGCUCGAUCAUCAUUUUCCUCAGCUUGGUGUGGUGGGUUCUGUGGUACACGGGGAACGUGGGGCUGUACGCGGACGACAGGGCGAACUCCCUGGACCUCAACUUUACGCACUGGGCCAGGAAGCUGUCCGAGAGGUUCUCCAUGAGCAGCGUGAAAUCCCUGGAGGCGGGGGAGAAGAAGAAGAGCAUGGGUAACGGGAAGGAGGUGAACGGGACUGCGUGCGUCCCGGUGCAGUCUCGCAUUACGUGGGAAGACGGCGGUGACGGCCGCGCAACUUGGUCGGGUCAAGACAACAGAGGGUUUGAUGCCGGGAGCGAGUGCUUGUCUCCAACUGACAAAAACCUGGAGUUGGGGGUGUUGAAGAGCUCAGAUGUGACUCUGCAGGCAGGAGGUGAUAAAGUAGAGAGGCUACUGUGACAAGAAACGGUGAUGUCUGGGCUUCCCGGCCCCUCGAAAGAUGGACUCCCACUUUGGCUGCUUUUCAAAAACUGCAACAGACUGAAAAACCGGAGCUAAUGAACUAAAGUCACUUUUUUUUUUGACAUAAAUAGUGAAGACUGUUUCUUAAUCAGGGAAAAGCCCUGCAUCCACAGUAGGCACAAGGGCUGUGCACAGAGAAAGAAAAUGUCUUCAACAUGUACAUAGCAAAUUUCUAUUUUUACGUGCGGAUAUUCUUGCAGAUGUAAAUUAUUAUUAUUUUUUGUGGAAAUAAAGUUUUAAUUGGA